AUAGCGGAGCCCAUCGUGGGUUCUUGAAUCGGGUCCAGCCCAGAGAUUGCUUCCUCGUUUUGCUCAGUACAAUCCAAAUUCCAAAGAAAAAAAAUCAUUAUUCAUUAUAUAUCUACAAAACAAAACUCAUCAUAUAUGGAAAAAAUUAAAAUAAAAUCAGAAUAUUUGACCCAAAAUGGAAAUAGCACGAUCAUUAUUGACUUGUUCGGGUUGUGAUGAAGAAGAACCCUACCUGCUCUAUUGCAUGCUCAGCAGUGGCAUAACUUCAUUGCACGUUUCCAACAAUGGAUGCCACUGAGGGCAAUGCGCGCAUACUCAAUUUGGUGCUUCUGCUUCCCCGUCAAAACGCACCUCCAUUCUCUAAUGUCUUUUGCGUUUUGAUUAUGGGACCGUUGAGGUUUCACCAGGAAUCCAGGCCUUCUGCUGAUGCAAAAGGUUGACAGUUGAUGAGAAAAUCAGCAUGAAUUCCAGGGGGGCUAAUGACAGUUGUUAGACUUAUCUGAUUGGGAUGAGUAAUUGAGGUAACAGUCAACUUUUGUUCUUCAAUUUUCCAUCAACAAUUAAUAAUUUGCAUAUUCAGAUGCCCAUUUCUGGAUUAAUAUACUAUAUUUCUUAGCACCCUAGUUCUAGUCAUAUAAGGUAACACUCGAUCAGAAGGAAAGGAAGCACCACUGCCAAAUAAACACUCUGUCCUAGGUUUAGAAAAUUAGAAAAAAAAAAGAAGAUAAAACAAGAUGCGCCGCUUCGAGUAAUCCUUUCCCCUCUUCCUUUCCUUCUUGUUCUUCACCUAGACUGGACUCUCCAUUUGAAUCUGAAAGUAGGAACCAAUGAGUUCUUCUUCGUCUAACCAAGUGGCCAAGGCUAAGAAAGUGAAGAAAGCUCUUCAGCCGGAGUGGCUUAAGUCUCUUCUGAAAAGGACUUUCUUUGAAUCUUCCUGUGCAACUCAUCCUGUGCUUAAGAAUGAGUUAAACCAAUACUGUGUAACCUGUACUGAGCUAAUUUGCCAAAAUUGUGCAUCUGGACCCAAACAUGUUCUUCAUAAGGUGAUCACAAUCUACAAGCAUAGUUACAAAGCUGUUGUUCGCAUUGAUGCUAUGAGAGAGCAUAUUGACUGCUCACAAAUUCAGCCUUACAAAUCCAAUAAGCUUUCCGUUAUUGCUCUGGAGCCUCUUCCGCACCAUGGUUCUGUAAAAUGGAGAAGGGCAUCAUCAUGCAAGACCUGUAGGAGAAAGUUGGCCAACCCCAAUUUAUAUCGUUACUGCUCCAUAUCUUGCAAGGUCCGAGCUGUUUUAAAGAAGUCUGAUCAUUCAGUUCCUCCCUUCAUUUUGCUUAAGGAGGAUCAAAAGGAGGAAGCUGGAACCAGCAAGCGGGUAAAUAAGAGAAAGGGAACCCCUGCCAGAGCUCCCUUCUUCUAAAGGCCUCCAGUUAUGUAAUAAUCAAGGAAGCUGCUCUAUUUCUUAUGUAAAGAGAUUCUUUAACAUCUGAAUUUUCGUCUUUGGUGGCUUCUACCUUUUGAUUAUCAUAUGACUAUGCAUGAGGUUACUUCAAACUUUAUGACAUUCUGGCUAAGUUGCUGUUUGUGGUUUUAUGACAUUCUACUUUUUAUGACAUUCUACCUUUUGCUCUUAA
This is a messenger RNA of Arachis ipaensis, 1629 nucleotides long. RefSeq names its product protein RGF1 INDUCIBLE TRANSCRIPTION FACTOR 1-like. NCBI's taxonomy places the organism in Eukaryota, Viridiplantae, Streptophyta, Magnoliopsida, Fabales, Fabaceae. The record is from RefSeq and is a predicted model, not a curated record. Gene Ontology annotation, molecular function: zinc ion binding.